CUGUUGAAAGAAACAACAGAGAAAACGCAAGAAAGAAAUCAAAAUCAAAAUCAAAAUCGUUUGCAAAGGCAAAACCAACCAUAACCAACAAAAACCCUAUUUAGACCAAUCUCGAAGAACCUUGAUUAGACUUGUUUUGUUCUUUGGGAAGAAAACAAGAGGCACCGAUGCAAGCUGUGGUGCUCAAUACUCAAUCUUGCUGCAGGGGCCUCGAGCCUCCUUCCUCCUCCACCUCCCAAAAGGGUUGGCAGUGGCAGCGCACAAGCUUCUUCGGGAGGAGAGGUAACCUUGCAUGCCGCACUUUGAGUUCUUCUCUUCGGAUUCGUUUGCCCCAUACAUCACGGCGCCAUGUUUUGAGGGCCGUUGCCACUCCAAAUCCAGCUGUGGAGUUGCCGUUAACCGCAGAAAAUGUAGAAAGCGUAUUGGAUGAAAUUCGACCGUAUCUCAUCGCAGAUGGGGGAAAUGUGGCUUUGCAUGAGAUUGAUGGCAAUGUUGUGAGGUUGAAGCUACAGGGAGCGUGUGGCUCCUGUCCAAGUUCUGUUAUGACAAUGAAAAUGGGCAUUGAGCGUAGAUUGAUGGAAAAGAUACCGGAGAUAUUUGCAGUGGAACCCAUUGCUGAUGAAGAAACUGGUCUUGAGCUCAAUGAAGAAAAUAUAGAAAAGGUUCUAGAGGAAAUAAGGCCAUACCUGGUUGGGGCAGCAGAUGGAUCUCUUGAAUUGGUAGGAAUUGAAGAGCCAAUUGUAAAGGUGAGAAUCACAGGUCCAGCUGCUGGUGUCAUGACUGUACGUGUUGCUGUUACACAAAAGUUGCGAGAAAAGAUACCUUCUAUUGCAGCAGUUCAGCUUUUAUCAUGAUUUGGCCGUUAAACACAACUAUCAUCGGCAUGGCAUUCUUGUAAUUUUUCGUCAGCAACAAUAAGUGUUACCUGUGAAGUGAUGUAUAUGUAUAGUAUAUACGUAGCUACAGGAUGAAACUGUUAUCGUGUAAAUUCAAUAUUCAAAUGAUUGCAUAUCCUGAAAGAAGCCUUGCUUUGGUUUA
Molecule: messenger RNA, 1038 nt
Organism: Arachis duranensis
Lineage: Eukaryota; Viridiplantae; Streptophyta; Magnoliopsida; Fabales; Fabaceae
Product: nifU-like protein 2, chloroplastic
Exons: 4
Coding region: 168-854 (228 amino acids)
Biological process (GO): iron-sulfur cluster assembly
Cellular component (GO): chloroplast stroma; mitochondrion
Molecular function (GO): iron ion binding; iron-sulfur cluster binding
Source: RefSeq, a predicted model, not a curated record